This is a messenger RNA of Drosophila hydei, 1405 nucleotides long. Its product is annotated as general transcription factor IIH subunit 3-like. NCBI's taxonomy places the organism in Eukaryota, Metazoa, Arthropoda, Insecta, Diptera, Drosophilidae. The record is from RefSeq and is a predicted model, not a curated record. Gene Ontology annotation, biological process: nucleotide-excision repair; regulation of DNA-templated transcription. Gene Ontology annotation, cellular component: transcription factor TFIIH holo complex; transcription factor TFIIH core complex. Bases 59 to 1108 code for a protein of 349 amino acids. The transcript has 5 exons.
AGUCUGUCAACUGAGAAAGCAAGUUAUUAUUUGAGUCGGUCAAAGUCUGUUUUGUAAAAUGAGUUCCAGUCAGUUUAAGCUGCCGAAUUUACCCUUGAAAAAAAGGAAACAUCAAAGUUCUGUUGAGCCGGAGGGGGUUGAGCUGCAGCCAUGUCAACAAUGCUUGGGUAAAAAGACAGGAUUGUCGGAGAAGGAUGUUCUGGUAAUAAUCAUCGAUCAUGAUGCCAAUCAGAACUAUGUGAGACGUGAUGUUGAGUUGUUCGGCAAAGUAGUUUGCUUUCUCAUCGUUUUGGGCAAUGCGCAUCUGCUGCAACGCAAUGAUAAUGAUUUGGUCAUACUUGCCUGUUCUAGCCAUGCCGUUAAUUUAAUUUAUCCCGAAGAGUCGUUCGACAAACUGAACUGCUGUGACUCGCAGAUGGAGCAGUUUGCCAUUGUGGAGAGUCUCACCAAGUUGAGGCUGUGUAAUCUACUGACCCAGGAUAUGCACCGGAUGGCUCGCGAAGCUAGACAGGCAAACAAACAGAUGGUGACUGCUCUACUUCCUGGCACCGUGGGCAUGGCCCUAAGCUAUUUGAGUCGCUGUAAGCGUGAGGCUUCCAAAGUCAUGCAGCUCAACGGACGCAUACUGAUUGUCAGCGGCUCCAUGGAGCCGUCGAUUCAGUUGGCUAAUAAGCACAUGAAUGUCUUUCAGGCCGCUGCCAAAACAGGCGUGGUCAUCGAUGUGUGCGCCCUGGAGCUGGAUUCGUCGUACAUGUUGCGGCAUGCAGCGGACAUAACCGGCGGCUUUUACUUUGGCACUAGCGACUUUGAGGCUCUCGGCAUGAACCUGCUCUGCCUGUUCCUAAUGUCGCCUAAGGCACGUCACCAUAUAAAUUACCCGAAGCAGCCCCAAGCGGAUCUACGCGCUGUUUGCUUCUGCCACAACAAGCUCAUCGAAAUUGGAUUUGCCUGCAGCAGCUGCAUGGCGAUCUUUUGCAAGUACAUUCCGAUUUGCGGCAAUUGCGACACUAUCUUCAAGCCGCCCGAGAAGUUGCAGCUGUACAUUGAUAGGAAAGCUGCACACCGACGAAAUAAGCAAUUUUCAAAAUCUAUGCAACUGGAGCUUUAGAUAUAGUUUAUUUAGCUAUGCAUUUCGUUUAUUCUUAUGGUAGUUUUACAAUUCAUUUCACUUGACUUUGACUUCAACUUCUCAACAGAAUCAGUCAAUUAAAGCAACGCUGGAUGGCGCAGCCGCAUGAAUAGACCGCAACGCACGUGCGUGCCACAUAAAUUCGCAGAUUUCCUCAUGUCAGACACUUGACGGCGACGCCAUUUUGUGAAAUCUUCAUUAAAUCAACUUUCAGGCGAUUGCGCACAGACGCGCUAAGGAUGUCCCUGCUCGAGCGCCAGCAUACUUUACGGGCCG